GUGCUCUGGGUGGACUGAUCGACACCUCUGCACCUCUGGCUCUGGAGCCCAGUGAGGAGAUCCCACUGAGCUGUCCACAUGAGGGCGUCUUUGGGUAUCCCCACCCGAAGGCCUGUGAUGAGUACUUCCAGUGUACGAACGGCACUCUGACGCACGAGUACUGCCCAAAUGGGCUGCUCUUCACCGCCGAGACUGGUCAUGUAGUCGGUUUCUGCGCCUACUACUGGAAUGUUGCCUGCCCCAAGGAUAAGAUUGCUCCCAAGCCCAUCAGCUCUCCCGGUUGCCCCUAUCAGUUCGGUUUUUUUGCUGAAGAGCACGGCGAACCGUGCAACGUUUUCUACAGCGAGUGCUCCUGGGGUGUGCCCAGCCGACGACAGUGCGAGCCGGCUGGUCUCUUCUACGAUGAACGCAUCAAGGGCUGCAAUUGGCCUGAUCAACUGGGCUGCAGCUCGGAGAACCUGCUCAACUUCAAGUGUCCCGAGGAGGACAAGGGUUCAGUGGACGGUGUUCAGUGCAUCGACAAUGGCAAGUUCUACCGAAACCCUGACGCCGUGGGCGUUCGCGACUGCGCCCGCUACUACUGGUGCCCGCGGGGAAAGGUGCUCCAGUUCCGAUGCAGUGCCGGCCUCUGGUUCGACAUUGACCGGCAGAUCUGCGACUUCAAGUUCAAGAUUGACAACUGCGACAAGUCGCAUGAUGUGAGCACCCCAAAGCCGCUGCUCUCCACUGAGGAGCCAAUCUGCCCCACCGGACAGCUUGCCUGUGCCAAUCGAAAGUGCAUCAACCGAGACCUCUUCUGUGAUGGCCAAAAAGAUUGCGAUGAUUAUUCCGAUGAAUCAUACUGCGACCCGGAAAACGAUCCCAAUUCUCCGCCUCGCUGCGACGCCAACAACUGCACUCUGCCUGACUGCUUCUGCUCCGUCGACGGCAGUCUCAUUCCGGGCAACCUCAAACCCGAGGAGACGCCGCAAAUGAUCAUUCUCACCUUCGACGAUGCCGUCAAUAACGAGAACUGGGAAAUCUACGAGCGCAUCUUUACCUCCAACCGAACCAACCCCAAUGGUUGUCCCAUGUCGACUACCUUUUUCCUCAGCCACGAGUACACCAACUACCGCCACGUGCAGAAGCUCUGGAAUGAUGGUCACGAGAUUGCCAUUCACUCCAUUACUCAUCGAAGCCCCGAGUUGUGGUGGACCUUCAACGCUACCAUGGAGGACUGGUUCGACGAGUUUGCCGGCAUGGCCAACAUUAUUAACCGUUUUGCGGGCAUCCCUCUGGAUGAGCUACGCGGCACUCGAGUGCCCUUCCUUCGGGUCGGCUGGAACACGCAGUUUAUCAUGAUGAAGGAGUUUGGCUUCCUCUACGACUCCUCAAUGGUCGCCCCUCGUUCUGACCCGCCACUGUGGCCCUUCACUCUGGACUACCGAAUUCCCCACAAGUGCCAUGGCUCUCGCCAGCGAUGUCCUUCGCGAUCUUUCAACGGAAUGUGGGAGAUGAUCAUGAAUCCAUUCGAUAUUGAGGGCCACAUCUGCGCCAUGGUCGACUCCUGUCCGACGCAUCUGUCAGAUGAGGAGGUGUACGCCAUGUUGAAGGACAACUUCAACCGCCACUACAAAACCAAUCGAGCCCCCUUCGGUCUCUACUUUCACACCAUCUGGUUCAAGGAUAGGCGCAACUUUAACAUUCUCACGCGAUUCCUCGAUGAGCUUCUGCAGAAUAAGGACAUCUUCUUGGUCAGCAACUACCAGGCAAUUGAGUGGAUGCGCACACCGACGCCUUUGUCGCAAAUUGCCAACUUUGAGCCGUGGAAGUGCAAGAAGGACAUCGACCCUAAUCUGAUUGCCUGCAACCACCCGAAGAGCUGUAAGCUCAACUCUCGCCAGGUCAAGGGUGAACGGUACCUGCACACCUGCUUUGAGUGCCCAGACGUUUACCCGUGGGUGAAGAACGAGUUUGGCCUCGAGUACUAG
This is a messenger RNA of Rhagoletis zephyria (snowberry fruit fly), 1970 nucleotides long. The record is from RefSeq and is a predicted model, not a curated record. NCBI's taxonomy places the organism in Eukaryota, Metazoa, Arthropoda, Insecta, Diptera, Tephritidae.